Molecule: messenger RNA, 855 nt
Organism: Punctularia strigosozonata HHB-11173 SS5
Lineage: Eukaryota; Fungi; Basidiomycota; Agaricomycetes; Corticiales; Punctulariaceae
Exons: 3
Coding region: 1-855 (284 amino acids)
Source: RefSeq, a predicted model, not a curated record
AUGCCAUACGAUGAACUGUCGUCUGGACCUAAUCCGUUCCCCGGCCAGGUAGACAACGCUCUACCUUCUCGACGCGAGAAAGACCACCAACAAUCCAUUCAUAGCCGCGACCGGCUAGAGCUUCCCAGUGAUGCUCAGGAUUUCGAUACGACCAACAGCGACACCGACUCCAGCUCCGUGACCUUUGCCGCCAAUCCAGAAUACUAUAAUCACUUAAUGACCAACAUCGCUCUCUGGCAACGUCGCUCUACUACGACCCCGCAGCCGGGGGACUUGUGGAGCAUCCUCGACCCCGACGACCUCGCGACCAUGUCAUGGGACGAGUGGAUCCCCCUCGUAUUCGACUCCCCCUCUGACCGCAGCAUGGCCGGAUAUGCGGGACAGGCCCUGGACGCUGAGCCUGGUCCGACACUCCCGGCUCCUCCGUUCCCCAACCCACUUAUCCCGCGCAUUUGCUGCCUGGACAACGGCAGCUUCUCGAUCCUCGCCGUUCCAGUCGACGUGGAGAACCCCCUCAUAUGGACGCUCACGGCACCCAUCCUCGGGGACGUACACAUCGGCAUACACAUCCGCAUGGAGUACGCCAGCACCUGGGUGUGCGGCACCGUUCGGUCCAUAUUCCGACUGCACGACGACUGCGUCACCUUCUUCGUGCAUGGGAUUGUCGUGUUCUCCGGACAGGUCAUCAACUCGGAGCGCGUCAUGUUGCGCGUCACGCCGGAGCUCGCCCGCCUUUCGAUGCGAGAUUGGACAAAGCACAACGUUACCAAAACCGCUGACGUGACCAUGCAAGCCGACGCGUUUAGCAGCUGGGAAGGACCACGGGUGGCGAUGGCAAGGGAAGAGGACGCGUAA